UUUAAUUAGUAGGUGUGGUUUGUUGUGUAGGCGUGGUUUUUACUCGAAAAGAAUGUCUGUGCUGGAAAGGAUCCCUUCUCCUUCUUCUCUCUCAUCUCCUCCUUACGUUGAGGUUGAGCUUAUGAGACGUACCUCACAGAGACGGGACUCUGAAGUAUUGAAGAAGAGAGUCUACGUUACUGAAGUAAACGGGACUGUAUCUCUUGACCUCUACUCGGGCUGGGCUUUGGAAGGCGAAGAACACAAGUUUAAACUAUACCAGCUUCCCAUCAAAGUCUGCUCUUUCACUAAUCUACAGAAGCUUUGGGUCUCUCACAACAAUCUGGCCGAGCUACCAGGCCAGAUUGAUCAGUUGAUCAAUCUAAAGGAGCUUUAUUUGCACCAUAAUGCUUUCACAGCUGUACCGUCGCGUCUUCUAAAACUAGAAAAUUUAGAAAUCCUUUGGCUUUCCUCUAAUUAUAUAACCUCCGUCCCUCCCGAAAUAAAUCUCCUAACGAACUUACGCCAUCUUCAUCUCGAACACAAUGAGAUAGCCCAGUACCAGGAGUCUUUGAACGACCUUCCUAACCUUUCUGUUCUCUACCUAAAUCACAAUAACCUCCAGGCCCUAUCUUACAAUAUUCACAAACUGUCUCAGACCCUGCGCCGUCUGUACCUCCAAUACAACAAGCUUCAAACUUUACCUGAGACAAUAUGUACUUUAGAAAAACUCGAGAUUUUGUAUUUGGAGAAUAACGAGAUUAACACCGUCCCGCAAAACUUUCAGCCUUUCUGUCAGAAGAUUGAAACAGAUAACAAAGGUGUCGUCAAAGUUAGCAAUAACCCAUAUGUGACUCCUCGUUCACGAGUUAAGUUAAGUGUCGGUGCCCCACCAAACGUCCAAGGCCUCCAAAUAUCGUCAAAUACGCGUCGCCAUUCUGAUUACACUGGGCCGCUGGGCGACGGUAUUAAUCCGAGCCGUUCUAGUCGGUUUUCUGUUCCGGCUGGUGGUAUCUUACCUGAUGAUAGAGAAGAUUUGAAGAAGAAAUCUUCAACUUUGCGUCACUGACGACAAAUCAAAUUAUCGAGUAAUCAACAGAACUGAUAUUUUUCUCUUCUUUUUGAAUUUUGUUUAAUUUUUCAUUCAUUGUAAUGUGCCUACUAGAGCCAUAAAAAUUAA
This is a messenger RNA of Amphimedon queenslandica, 1159 nucleotides long. Its product is annotated as ras suppressor protein 1-like. Gene Ontology annotation, molecular function: protein binding. The record is from RefSeq and is a predicted model, not a curated record. Lineage: Eukaryota; Metazoa; Porifera; Demospongiae; Haplosclerida; Niphatidae. The coding region runs from base 53 to 1048 and encodes 331 amino acids. Gene Ontology annotation, cellular component: cytoplasm. The transcript has a single exon.